Messenger RNA from Lathyrus sativus (Indian pea), 1023 nucleotides. NCBI's taxonomy places the organism in Eukaryota, Viridiplantae, Streptophyta, Magnoliopsida, Fabales, Fabaceae. The record is from the annotation of a GenBank genome assembly.
AUGGUUUUCUCUUCUAUUCAAGGUUAUGUAGAUCCACCUAAUUGGCACCACCAGCAACACAAUCAUCAUCAACAAAAUGGAAGCGAUAACACUCAACUACUUCCACCUUUACCUCCUCAAGUGGGAGGUAAUAUUGGUGGUACUAUGAGCUCGAUCAGACCAGGUUCGAUGGCUGAUCGAGCUCGUUUAGCAAAGCUACCACCACCAGAACCAGCACUAAAGUGUCCUCGUUGCGAUUCAACCAACACUAAAUUUUGCUACUUCAAUAACUACAGCCUCACUCAACCUCGUCACUUCUGUAAGACAUGUAGGCGUUAUUGGACAAGAGGGGGUGCACUUAGAAAUGUUCCAGUUGGCGGAGGGUGUCGUAGAAACAACAAAAAGAACAAAAGAAACCGUUCAAAAUCUCCUACUUCAGCAAACUCUCAGGAGAAACAAACUUCAUCAUCAAGUGCAAUCCCUUCUCAUCAUGAACUAAUUGGUCAUCAGUUACCGCAACAAAUCACCAACUUACCCUUCAUGACCUCUAUGCAGAAUCAUCUCAGUCGUUAUGUUGUUGGAAACGUUAACAUGGGUCUCGGUAACUCAGAUCAUAUGGGGUUUCAAAUUGGUGUUGCUAAUGGUAACGGUAACCGUAACGGUAACUCAUCUUCUAUUUCUAUUUCUGCUUCUGCUGCUGUAGGCGGUGGCGGUGGUGGUGAUGACGGCGGUGUUGGAGUUGAACAGUGGCGUAACUUGCAGCAAUUUCCUUUCAUGAAUACUUUCGAAUCAAAUUCAAGUGGAAACAAUUCAUACCAUUUUCAAGGAGAAACUAUAGAAGCUGCAGCAGCCACUGGAUUUGUUGGAGAUCAUAUAGCUUCAAACUCUAGGGUUGUUGUUAAUCAAGAGCCACCAGUUAAAAGAGAAGAAAACCGCGGUUUAAAUUUAUCAAGAACUUCUCUCGGUGUCUCCGAACAUAAUAACCAACAACAAUACUAUUCAUGGAAUGAUUUAUCAGGUUCUUCAACUACUCAUCUCUUAUAA